Messenger RNA from Salvelinus fontinalis (brook trout), 5356 nucleotides. Its product is annotated as zinc finger protein 665-like. Gene Ontology annotation, molecular function: DNA-binding transcription factor activity, RNA polymerase II-specific; RNA polymerase II cis-regulatory region sequence-specific DNA binding. Bases 3014 to 5122 code for a protein of 702 amino acids. Gene Ontology annotation, biological process: regulation of DNA-templated transcription. Lineage: Eukaryota; Metazoa; Chordata; Actinopteri; Salmoniformes; Salmonidae. The record is from RefSeq and is a predicted model, not a curated record. The transcript is spliced from 4 exons.
UUUGAGCAGUGUAGAUUUUUUCUGUAAAGUGGGUAACAUAAUACUAUCAUCCUAAAUUGAAAAUGUUGAUUUAUUUGUACAUAUUAGAUUAUUUUAUAUUAUAAACUAUCACUCAAAUACAGUGCCUUCUGAUAGUAUUCAGACCUCUUGACUUUUUCCACAUUUUGUUAUGUUACAGCCUUAUUCUAAAAAUGGAUUACAUUGUUUUUUUCCUUAUAUAAUUUCCACACAAUGCCCCAAUAGACAAAGCAAAGCCUGGUUUUUAGACUUUUGCUAAUUUUCUUUUUUAAGCGGAAAUAUCACAUUUACAUAAGUACUCAGUACUUUUGUUGAAGCAGCUUUCGCAGCGAUUAAAGCAUCCAGGCUUGGGUGUGAUGCUACAAGCUUAGCACACCUGUAUUUGGGGAGUUUCUCCCAUUCUUCUCUGCAGAAAGGCAAUUCCUUCGACCUCAUGGCUUGGUUUUUGCUCUGAAAUGCAUUGCCAACUGUGGGACCUUAUAUAGACAGGUGUGCGCCUUUCCAAAUCAUGUCCAAUCAAUUGAAUUUACCACAGGUGGACUCCAAUCAGGUUGUAAAAACAUCUCAAGGAUGAUCAAUGGAAACACGAUGCAUCUGAGCUCAAUUCUGAGUCUCAUAGCAGAAGGUCUGAAGAGUUAUGUAAAUAAGAUAUUUCUGUUUGCAAAAAUGUCUAAAAACCUGUUUUUGCUUUGUUAUUAUGGGGUGUAGAUUGCUGAUUUUUUUAUUUUAUUUAAUCCAUUUUAGAAUAAGGCUGUAACGUAAUAAAAUGUGGAAAAAGUCAAUAGGUCUGAAUACUUUCCGAAGGCACUGUACUUUCCCAACCCUUGUCGGUUUUGAUAUCUCAUGUCAAAUUAAACAAGUUAAAUACCAAAGCAAUUUAUUUGUUUCCUCACCCCAUUUCGGGCAGCCUUCCAGAAUCUCCAUCUGACAUUCUAGAAUUUAGAUGACUGUCUUCAACUAAUUCUCUUCUAACCAGUGAUGUAAAAGUUAUUCUCAGAUUCCGUGUGGCUUUUGAGUAGUGCUAGUUUGAUUUCAAGGUGAUAUUGAUAGAAGUGAUGAACAAAAACGUGUAGCGUUACACUUAUCGUGAUGUGGACCCACUUGAAUCAUAAUGCAACACAUUGAAAUGCAUCCUGCCUGUCUUCUGCAGGUUGUCCUCUAACCAGUGAUGAAAGAAAUAUCUCCAGUUUCCAUGUGGCUAGGGAGGUGACUGAGAACCCAAUGACCACUCUGACAGAACUACAGAAUUCCUUUGCUGGGAUGGGAGAACCUGACAAAAGGACAACAGUCUCUACAGCACCUCAACCAAUCUGGGCUUUAUGGGAGAAUGGCCAGAUUGGCUUCCAUCUUCAGGAGUGGCUUCACUCCUGUGAAAAAUGAAAAAGUCACAUGACAGCAGGCCUGGAGUUUGCAAAAAGGCACUUGAAAGACUCAGAGCAUAAUUCAAAAUAUUCUGUGGUCUGAUGAGACAAAAAUGUAACUCUUCAGCCUGAAUGCAAAGCGCUAUGUCUGGAGAAAACCAGGCAUAGCUCAUCACCCAUCUAACACCAUCCAUUCCUUGAUGCAUGGUGGUGGCAGCAUCAUGCUAUGGGGAUGCUUUUCAGUAGCAGGGACUGGAAAACUGGUAAGGAUAGAGGGACAAUGAAUGGAGCCAAAUACAGGCAAAUCCUUGAUGAGAACUUACUUCAGAGUGCAAACGACCUUAGGCUGGGGCGGAGAUUUACGCUCCAACAGGACAAUGACCCAAGCAUACAGCGAAAACAAUGCUGGAAUGGCUUCAGAACAAGAAUGUAAAAGUCCUUGAGUAGCCCAGCCAAAGCCCAGACUUGAAUACCAUUGAAAAUCAGUGGAAAGACUUGAAGAUUGCUGUUCACGCUGUGCCCCAUCUAACUUAACAGAGCUUGAGAAGAUAUGCAAGGAAGAAAGGGAGAAAAUCCCCAAAUCCAGAUGUGCAAAGCUGAUCCAGACAUACCCAAGACGACUCAAAGCUGAUACAGACAUACACAAGACGACUCAAAGCUGAUCCAGACAUACCCAAGACGACUCAAAGCUGAUCCAGACAUACCCAAGAUGACUCAAAGCUGAUCCAAAUAUACCCAAGACGACUCAAAGCUGAUACAGACAUACCCAAGGUGACUCAAAGCUGUAACCACCACCAAAGGUGCUUCUACAAAGCAUUGACUCUGGGGUUUGAAUACUUAUGUAAAUUUGACAUUUCCGUAUUUAAUUUUCAAUAAAUUAGCUAAAAUUGCUAAAAACAUGUUUUCACUUUGUCAUGAUGGGUUAUUGUGUGUAGAUGGGUGAGACAAACAUAUAUUUAAUCCAUUUUUAAUUCCGUCUGUAAGACAACUAAAUAAGUCAAGGGGUGUGAAUACUUUCUGAAGGCACUGUAUAAGUGUAGAAUAGAUAGUGGAUUUUCCCCUGCCUGUAAUUCUAAAUCGAUACUCGAUUGCUUUGGCCUGUGUGACUGAACGCAACAACGGCAGUCAAGGCGGAAGUUGCUACCCUGCUAAAUAUGGAUGCUGAAAGAGUCGUGCAGGUACUAGCCUUUACGCAAGAUAUCCUCCGAAAUACAUCAGCCACAGGACAGCUUUGUUUGGACGUCGUAAUGGACCAUUAGCCUUAACUGGAUAUAGCUAGCUAGCUACCUCAUUUUCCACGUGGAAAAAUACUUUAGCAAGCUAUCUGGGAUUUUCUACAAGGAAUCUGGUGUAUGGACUUCCUGCUGUCUUCUUCUUCUACAGGUCAUCUAAAGUGUAUGGACUUCCUACUGUCUUCUUCUACUACAGGUCAUCUAAAGUGUAUGGACUUCCUGCUGUCUUCUUCUACUACUACAGGUCAUCUAAAGUGUAUGGACUUCCUGCUGUCUUCUUCUAAAGGUCAUCUAAAGUGUAUGGACUUCCUGCUGUCUUCUUCUAAAGGUCAACUAAAGUGUAUGGACAUACUGCUGUCUUGCCAUUGACUGUAUUGUCAGUGUUCCCACCAGCAGGACAACAUGAGUGGAGAGAAAGAAACAUUGUUGGAAGAAAUCAAACAGAGUUUACACCCUCUAACGGAGGAUCAUUUGCGAUACCUGUGUGAACGCUGUGGAAUAGAUGGCUCCCAAGUUACAGGAAAGAACCAUUGCUCGUUGCGACGUAAAAUCAUGGAGGAAAUGUGGGUAAAUGCAGAUUCGGUCAAAUCGGAGGAGCAGGGAAUGUCUUGGUUACUCCGACUGAAAGAUGACAUCAGAAAGAUACAGGAAGAAUCUAGUGUGGGACCCAUGAGUGUCAGCCAGUCUGAUGAUGAAGAAACGGGGGACAACCCUAACGGUCGCUCGCUCAGUGGGAGGGUCUUAUCAUCUGGGAAGUCUCCAGGGUUGAAAGGGAUCCAGCGACCUUACAGCUGUGAUGUAUGUGAGAAGAGUUUCACUCAAUCAGGAAACCUACGAAGACACCAAACAGUACACACAGGAGAGAAACCUUACAGUUGUGAUCAUUGUGGGAAAAUCUUUUCUAGUUCAGGAGCCCUGACUAUUCACAAGCGUCUACACACUGGAGAGAAACCUUACAGCUGUGAUCAGUGUGGGAAAAGCUUUUCUAGUUCAGGAGCCCUGAUUAUUCACAAGCGUCUACACACUGGAGAGAAACCUUACAGCUGUGAUCAAUGUGGGAGGAGCUGCAAAGAUGCCACAGCCCUGAAUGAACACAUGCGUACACACACAGGAGAGAAACCUUUUAGCUGCGAUGUUUGUGGAAUUCGUUUUUCUCGACAAAGCAACCUGAAAGUACACAUGCGCAGACACACAGGAGAGAGGCCUUACAGCUGUGAUCAAUGUGGGAAGAGCUUCACUCGGUCAACGGACCUGACCAAACACAGACGCGUUCACACCAGCGAGAAACCAUACAGCUGUGACCAGUGUGGGAAGAACUUCACUCGGUCAGGAAACCUGGCGAGUCAUCAGAAAACCCACACAGUCAGAGAGAAAAACGAGGCCGGCGGCGGGAGAAGUCAGGCAGGUGGAGAGGGAACCCACACAGGAAAGAUACAGGAAGCAUCUACUGUGGUACCCGUGAGGCCCAGCCAGUCUGAUGAAGAUGCAGGUAAGAAGAAUGGGGACAACCCUAACGGUCGCUCGCUCAGUGGGAGGGUCUUAUCAUCUGGGAAGUCUCCAGGGUUGAAAGGGAUCCAGCGACCUUAUAGCUGUGAUGUAUGUGAGAAAAGUUUCCCACGUUUAGGAGACCUUAAGAGACACCAGAGAAUACACACAGGAGAGAAACCAUAUGGCUGUGAUCAAUGUGGGAAGAGUUUCUGUACAUCAGGACAACGGAUUAUACACAAGCGAACACACACCGGAGAGAAACCUUAUCGCUGUGAUCAAUGUGGGAAGAGUUUUGCUCGAACUGAUUACCUGACCGAACACAAGCGAACACACACUGGAGAGAAGCCUCAUAGCUGUGAUAAAUGUGGAAAGGGCUUCACUCGGCCUAACUGCUUGGCUGCACACAAGCUAACACACACAGGAGAGAAGCCCUACCUCUGCUCAGACUGUGGGAAGAGCUUCUAUACACCAGCAAAGUUGAAAGAGCACGAGCGUUCACACACAGAAGAGAACCCUUACGGGUGUGGUCUGUGUGGGAAGAUCUUUGCUUGUUCGGAUUCCCUGACUAAACACAAGCGUGUACACACUGGAGAGAAACCUUACAGCUGUGAUCAGUGUGGGGAGAGCUUUGCUCGUUUGGGAGCCCUGACUAUUCACAAGCGUCUACAAACUGGAGAGAAACCUUACAGCUGUGCUCAAUGUGGGAAGAGCUGCAAAGAUGCCACGGCCCUGAAUGAACACAUGCGUACACACACAGGAGAGAAACCUUUCCCCUGCUAUGUCUGUGGAAUGAGUUUUUCUCGACGAAGCACCCUGAAAGUACACAUGCGCAGACACACAGGUGAGAAGCCUUACAGCUGUGAUCAAUGUGGGAAGAGAUAUGCUCAUCCAGGUGAUUUGAAAAUACACAUUAGAGUACACACCGGAGAGAAACCAUACAGCUGUGACCAGUGUGGGAAGAGCUUCACUCAGUCAACAAACCUGACUAAGCACAGACGUGUUCACUCUGUAGAGAAACCCUAAAGCUGUGAUCUAUGUUGUAUGAACUUUACUCAGUCAACAAACCUGACUAAGCACAGACGUGUUCACUCUGGAGAGAAACCAUACAGCUGUGAUUUAUGUUGUAUGAACUUAGCUUAUUUGUAUCUUAUUUCAUGGGCUCAUUGUCAAUUAAAUCAUGUAGAAUAUUUUAUCAUUGUUAUAGUAAGAGUUCAUGUUUUUAAUUCUAUUUAAUUCAAAUUGAAUCCAUAUGUGAAU